AUGUCGAACUUAUCAAAGCUUGAAUUCACCGCACUUGACAUCUCGGGCAAUAACUACCUCCCGUGGACUCUUGAUGCUAAAAUCCAUUUGACGGCAAAUAAUUUGGGGGAAACAAUUAAUGUUGAUAAUCAGACCUCACCUCAAAAUAAAGCAAAAGCUAUGAUAUUCCUUCGCCAUCAUCUUCACGAAGAUCUAAAGCGGGAAUAUCUAACUGUUGAGGACCCUCUUGAAUUAUGGACAAACAUCAAAGAACGUUUUGACCACCAGAAGUUGGUCCUACUCCCCAAAGCCCGCUAUGAAUGGCUUCAUUUACGACUACAGGAUUUUAAGACAUGA
Molecule: messenger RNA, 336 nt
Organism: Helianthus annuus (common sunflower)
Lineage: Eukaryota; Viridiplantae; Streptophyta; Magnoliopsida; Asterales; Asteraceae
Exons: 1
Coding region: 1-336 (111 amino acids)
Source: RefSeq, a predicted model, not a curated record